AUCUAUUAUAACUACCAACAACCAAUUUGCAACAUCUGCUUAUAUAUUCCUUCAGUCAACACUUCUAAAAUUAUCAUUUCUUCCUUCCUUUCUCACACUUCUCCUGCACACUAGACACUGGUACGCCUUAUUCUUUCUCCCUCGCUUUAAACUACGCAAUCUAAACAAGAAGUUUUUAUAAUUAAUUUCUUACAAUGUAAUUUAUUUAGGGGUUGUUUUGGCAAAUGACUUGGCUAUAGCUAUAGGCUGAAGUCUCUAGUUAGCUGAAAAGUCAGGAAACGUCAUCGGUUCAUUUGCAAAAUCUAGAAGAUUGGAAUCUACGCUGGUUAAUUAUUUUUCUUUUCCAUUUUUGGUGACUAGAAGCAUAUAAAAAGAUCGUUACAAAAAUGGUUCAAGAAAUGGUAAAAGAGAACAAGAGAGAGAUCAUAUUGACAAGCCCACUCUCAAUAGAGGAGCAAUCAAACAAUGGUUACAAGCCUCCCAACAUUCUACGUAUGGUUUUAAGUCUUUUCAACAACAUUAGACCCGGAGCUGAUCUUACUCGUUUUCAGUUACCUCCCUUGUUCAACUUGCCGAAAUCAUACCUACAAUGUUACGGAGAAUCAGUGUAUUGUAUGAAAAAGGACAUGCUAAGCAAAUGUGCCCUCGGAGAAACGGCGGUUGAUCGGAUGAUCGCGGUGGUUGCUUGGAAUAUAUCGGCUCUUAGGCCGUUGAUGUUUGGUGUUGCUCCAUACAACCCUAUUCUUGGUGAAACUCAUCAUGCAUCUAGGGGAACCCUCAACGUCUUACUUGAACAGGUUUCACAUCACCCGCCAGUAACAGCAUUGCAUGCAACUGAUGAGACUACCAACAUCGAACUCAUUUGGUGCCAACAUGCUGUUCCCAAGUUUCAAGGGGCCAGCAUAGAAACCGUGGUGCAUGGGAAGAGGAUACUAAAAGUAGGACAAAAAGGAGAAAAAUAUGUGAUGAACUCCCCAAAAUUGUUGAUAAGAUUAUUGCCAAAGCCAGGUGUUGAUUGGGUUGGGAAUGUGAAAAUAAGUUGCCAAGAAUCAGGACUUGAAGCAGAAUUAUCCUACAAAACUGUUUCCUUUUUGGGAUUUGGAGGUGGCAACAGAUCUGUUAAAGGAAGAAUCAUUCAUUCAUCUGAUUCUUCCAAGACAUUGUAUGAAAUCUUUGGUCAAUGGGACAGGAUUGUAAGAAUAAAAGACAUCGUGAAUGAAAAAACAAAAGUUUUAUAUAAUGCCAAAGAUGUCAUUUCCUCACUCCCAACCGCGUCUCUUAAGGAUCCUCAGGGAGUGUGGGAAAGUGAAUCAGCAUUAGUAUGGGCGGAGGUAAGUAAAGGGAUUGUAAACAAAGAUUGGGAUAAAGCAAGAGAAGCCAAAAAAACAGUAGAAGAAAAGGAAAGAGAAUUUCGAAAACAAAGGGAAUCAAAAGAAGAGAAAUGGAUUCCCAAACAUUUUGACUUAACAUAUAGUCAAGAAAUUGGUUGGGAAUGUUCACCGAAACAAAAGGUUGUCCCACCAGCUCCAAUCAUAUUCCCAAGUUAACUUUUUUUUUUUAAUAUAAAAUUUACUUUAUUUGUAAAUUGUGUAUUAUUGUGAAGCACCGUCACUAUAUUAGAGUUACAAUCUUAAAUUACACAAAAUGAAAUUAAAUUUGCAUUCUAGAAUAUAAAACUAAUAAACACAUCAUUUCUAGUAAUAGAAGAUUAAUAAUCUACCGUUGGCUAAUUGUAAACCGUGUAUUAUUGAUAUAUUUGAGGAUUUCCUUAUUAAAAGAAUAUUUAUAUCAUUUCGAAUGCCAAGUACACAUUUUUUUUUUGGUAAAUGAUAGCUUUUUAUUUCACCACAAAGCACAAAGCAUACAGGAAAACAAGGCAAGAAAGGCUUAGAGUAGGAUAUGAUGUAUAAUCUAAAAUGAUUAGAUUAACAAAGAAUUCAAGAGGACGGUUUGAAUCUGUUUUCAAGGGUUUGAAAACGUAUUAAAGGAACUUUAUAGACUGGUUUUUCAACGGGUUGUGACAUGUUUUAAAGGACUGUUUUUCUGGUUUUAUAUUUUAGAAAAUAAAUGAACAAACUAAGAAUACUCACUAGAUUGUUAGGAUUCAAGGAUAUACAAGUAAAGAACACUCACUUAAUCUUGCUAGGGUGGCGUUUUCUUAAUUUAAGGAACACUCCCUCGAAUUAAUCAUACAAAUUAAUAUGUUUGGAACUCUCAACAAACUCAAUAAUAUCUUCAACAAUGAGAAAUAAACCUCACUAUAGGAAAAUCACUCAAAAUACUUAAUGACAAAUAUAAGAACAAAUCCAUAAGAUAAAGCUUCGAUUGGAAAUCAAAUUGGAUGAUUUUAUUCAUGAAAAUAAGGCAUUUAUAUAGGCUUACAAAUCAUAAGAAAAUUCUAGAAAAAGACCCUUCACUUGACUACAAGUAAUCAAGUGAUUACAUAAAAGCAUAUUCAGAAUUCUAUGAAACCCCUUUAGAAUUUUAUUACCGAAAUUAUCAUCUUCUUUAUUGAAAGAAAACAAAAUAACCAUACUAAUAAAAUCAUAAAUUAAACACCUCAAAUUUCCACCAUUCAAAGAUAAUAUCUCGUUCCUUGAGAUGCUUGAGAUAUGAAAACUCUUGGUUGUUCAUAGAAUGCUUCUAACCGUUGGAUAGUCUUCUUGAAUUCCACUAUUAAAGAUGAACAUAAAUCAGCAAUAUUAAAGGGAAUAAAGAGCCAAAAGAAUUC
Messenger RNA from Amaranthus tricolor (Joseph's coat), 2731 nucleotides. RefSeq names its product oxysterol-binding protein-related protein 4B-like. The transcript is spliced from 9 exons. Gene Ontology annotation, cellular component: cytosol; intracellular membrane-bounded organelle; membrane. Lineage: Eukaryota; Viridiplantae; Streptophyta; Magnoliopsida; Caryophyllales; Amaranthaceae. The coding region runs from base 387 to 1547 and encodes 386 amino acids. Gene Ontology annotation, molecular function: sterol binding. The record is from RefSeq and is a predicted model, not a curated record.